AUGGAGACUGCAGAGCCGGUUUCAUAUGAAUUCCCUGGCCAUGCUGUGGGUGCUGUUGCGCGGGGCCGCAUGAUGAACUCCAACCUGAACCAUAACUUUUCCUUCUAUGCCAACCCAACAACCUCCUUUCCCUUGCCGUAUCAGUCAUCUUCCACAACUUACGGGUUUGGCCAUACGCUCAAUAAUCACCACCAUCAUCAUCAUCAUCACCACCCGGGCUAUCAGCAUUACUUCGUACACAACCAGCCACCGAUCAACCCGCAACCCGUGCGCCUAUCCUCAGAACCACCGACAAUCCAGCCGAUUCCUGAUAUUCGACCAGCCAAGAACGCUAUCAGCCGAGUGGCUAGAGAGCAGUUACCCAAGGUCGAGCAUAAUUCAGGAUCCAAACCGGUCUCCGCGGCCCAGACAUCGGCUAAUAGUGUAGCUGCACAGGGAAAGAACGCUAAUGCUAAUGAAGUCGAGUUUUCCACAGAGGUAGAUAUCCUCAUGAAAGCAAUACAGGCCAAGGGGGUUGCUCAGCCGGCAGCGCCUAUGCAAUCGCUCCCACCACUCCAACGGCUGACCCAUCCGGUGGCACCUACCUACUCCCAGCCUUAUAUCCCGCCAGCGGCAGCGAAUCCACGGAGUGUGGGGAUAGCUGAAGAUCCUCCAUCUCGAUCUGGAAAGAAGCGCAAAUAUGUCUGUACUCUACCACAAUGCGGGAAGAGCUUUGCCCAGAAGACACAUCUGGACAUUCAUAUGAGGGCUCAUACAGGGGACAAGCCUUUCAUCUGCAAGGAGCCCUCGUGCGGACAGCGGUUCUCACAGCUAGGAAAUCUGAAGACUCACCAACGACGCCAUACCGGAGAGAAGCCCUUUUCCUGCGACAUCUGUCAGAAAAGAUUCGCCCAGCGAGGGAACGUGCGCGCGCAUAAAAUCACGCACCAGCAUGCCAAACCCUUCUCUUGUCUUUUGGACGAUUGCGGAAAACAGUUCACCCAGCUUGGGAAUCUCAAGUCGCACCAAAAUAAGUUCCAUGCAACCACGCUCCGAAACCUAACUUUAAGGUUCUCCCAAGUCGUCGACGGAGACCACAUGAACCCGCAGGACCGCAAGCUGUGGGAGUAUUUCGCCACUCUAUAUAAAAACAGUAACAAAGGCAUCAAGGGCCGCGGAAAGGAUCGUCGUAUUUCUCCGACCUCCAAGUCGGACCCUGGCUCGGAUGCUCGACGACGAGCUGCCGGUGGCUUGAACGGCACCGGCACCGGCAAGAAUAGCGGCGAUGACAAGCCGAGACGAGCGAGCUACGAAGACUCCUCUACCUAUACGGGGGGGUCGAGCAGUGAAGAAGAGGACGCUGAGCCCUAUUAUAUCGAUAGACAGGGGUCAUUGAAUGAUGGAUGAUGAUGAUGAUGACUCUUCCUUCCGUCUUCUACUACGGACCUUUUCUUUUCUUUUCUUUUCUUUGCUUUGCUUUGCUUUGCUUUUUUUGUUUUGUCAUGUCUCUUCUGUGCUUCAACGUUCUCACGAUACCAUAUUUGCCCGCAGUCCAUUUUUUUCUUUUUCAUUUUCUUUCUUUUUCAUUUUUUUUUUUCUUUCUUUCCUUUUUUUCUUAAAGGAAUCAUAUCAUAUUGGAUGCAAUUGCAUGGAGGGCGCAUCUCGAGUCGGCCUGGAUGGGUUUACUAUGUAUACAUCACGAGUAUUUAUU
Aspergillus ochraceoroseus IBT 24754 is the source of this 1690-nucleotide messenger RNA. RefSeq lists its product as uncharacterized. Gene Ontology annotation, biological process: regulation of transcription by RNA polymerase II. The transcript has 4 exons. Gene Ontology annotation, molecular function: RNA polymerase II cis-regulatory region sequence-specific DNA binding; DNA-binding transcription factor activity, RNA polymerase II-specific. The record is from RefSeq and is a predicted model, not a curated record. Bases 1 to 1386 code for a protein of 461 amino acids. Gene Ontology annotation, cellular component: PcG protein complex; transcription regulator complex. NCBI's taxonomy places the organism in Eukaryota, Fungi, Ascomycota, Eurotiomycetes, Eurotiales, Aspergillaceae.